Messenger RNA from Carassius carassius (crucian carp), 4201 nucleotides. RefSeq names its product paired mesoderm homeobox protein 2-like. The record is from RefSeq and is a predicted model, not a curated record. The transcript is spliced from 3 exons. NCBI's taxonomy places the organism in Eukaryota, Metazoa, Chordata, Actinopteri, Cypriniformes, Cyprinidae. Gene Ontology annotation, molecular function: DNA-binding transcription factor activity, RNA polymerase II-specific; RNA polymerase II transcription regulatory region sequence-specific DNA binding. The coding region runs from base 2829 to 3638 and encodes 269 amino acids. Gene Ontology annotation, biological process: regulation of transcription by RNA polymerase II.
GAUAUUUCUAUAUCUCCAGAUGUAGUUGAGCCCUGCCAGACUGUUGGUGGAAAAGUAUACACAAGCAUACUCUAAUAAUUACCAUUCUGAAAGUAUGAGGAAAGCAGGUAGGACUUAGAUCCCUCAAUGUUUUGACAGCUGCCUGGAGAGUUUUUGUCCUUCACUGCUGUUGUGGCCUUAAAGUCUGUGACUCACUCAGCCAUGAUCGGCCCAGCUGUGUAGCAUGGAUGUCUAGAUCUGAUCAAAGUUAGCGCAGGAUUAGCGGUUAGCACUGAGGCUGGUGACAGCUCUUGAGUCUCUCUGCAGUUUGAUCUGAUUAGCAGAUAGAGGAUGGAUGAAGAUGAUUGUGAGGUGAAAUGUUCCUGGGAAUUAAUUCACACACCUGUGUUUGGUUCCCGGAGAGAUCAUGACAACUCUUUGCUUAUCCAUCAUCAACAGCGAUGCAGAUGUUCGGCGCAUGAUGCUGAUUGCUUUCAUUUCAGUCUAAAACAGGAAGGAUUUCUGUUAUUUCAGACUCUCAAUCAUCUACUAGCAUCUUUUUGAACGUCCUUGUGUUAUGACUAGUGAUUCAGUCUGAGUUUACCCAAAUAUAACAAUUCAUAUAACGAUAUAACCCUCAUAGUUCUGCAAUCGUUGUUCUGUAGGACAUGUAGAUUAUUCUAGUAGUGUACUAAUGUCUGGAGAUCUAGUCAGCAUGGAGCUUUCAAGAUUCAGUAAAAACAUUUAAGUACUAGGAAAGUUUCGUAAAAUAAGUCCAGCUGACUCAUGCACCAAAUUUUGAGCCUUCAAAAUUGAUUGCUUUGUGUUAUGAACAGAUAAACGAUUUAGUCAUUUGUCAAUGAUAAUCUUUAUUUUACCUGAACUGUUCACAACUACAGUACAACUAUACAGUUGAGUCAAUGAGUUGAACUAAAGGCUGGAAUACACUACACAACUUUUGCCCAGAUUUUUCCACCUGAUUUACAGUCUGGGGAAGUCAAUACUAGUUUCCAUAAGUCAGAGCCAGACUGCAGAUUUUGGCCAGUCAGUAUGUUUCUGUGUGAGUUUGUGUGUCCAAAACGACUUGAAAGUCUGUUAAGUGUGUGAUCCUCUGUCAUUUGUUUUUUUUCUCUCUAACCAUCUGCAAAGUCGACAAGUGUAUGAUGCAAAGUGCUUUAACUAUGUUCAUAUCUGAAAAAGCCAUGCAGUCAUGUAUUCCAGCCUUUAAGGUUAAGAUCAGCCUGAUAUGUGAUUGAAGUGGUUUUUGUGGUUUAUUAGAUGGUUGAUUAAUUGGAAAAUAUGAAUCAUUCAUGACAUCUCCAUUUCUCUUACAUGAACUCUGAAGACAUAUGAACCACUUUCAAAAUGCUUUAUCAAUUUUGGAACUUGACACCUUAAUUCUCAUCAAAUAUGAUAUUCUUCAGAAAUAUACUUUUUGUGCCUCUACAGAAAAAACAAAAGCCAUAGAGGCUUUCAAUAAACAUGAGGGUGAGUAAAGGAUGACAUCAGUUUUGUGUGAAAAAUGUAUGUAACCGUGCUCUAGUAUCUACACGAGUGCAUAAUUCUCACUCAGAAUUUCCUCUGCCUGUUUGACAUGCUGUCGAAAAAUAGUGUGGCAUUUCUCUCUUAAGUACAAUUUGGUCUUAGUUUGGAAAGUGAUCUGUUUUCAAAGACCGGAGAUCCAUGACCCAAAACCAUUGUUAGUGAACUCUGUCCUUAGCUCAGGACUGAACAAUACACCUUGUUUGGACAGGUGAUCUUAUUCUUAAUGUGAAGAAGGCUUUGAGUGAGAUAACAGGCUUAGACGUCUUUUGGAACAAAGGCGUCAGGUUUUAAUCUGACAGCAGAAUUCCCAGUUAAUGCUACGCAUUCUCCAUUUCAAAAGAUUUUGCCAAAGAGAAGCAUGUUGAUUAUGAAAACUCAUCAAAGCCUUUCCUGAAGGAUUUUUUUUCUUUUAGUCAUCGCAAAUGAAUGUCACACAAACACCCAAAUGCUGCAAAUGGGCUUGUAAAUGAAUGUCAAUUAUGUGGGCCAAUUAGUUUGAUGUGUUUACUGUGUAAACAGAGACUGUUUGUUUGCACUCUCUGCAGGUUUUAACUGGAGCUCUGUUUGCAUUGAGCUUUCUUACUGAGCGUUUCUCAGCUGUGAACCUUUUGAUUCUUCCUUAAUGAUUUAAUAUGCAUCUGUUAUAUCCCUGUUUUUUAAUAUGUAACCCUUGUACGCCGACAACAGAGCGAGAGUGACAAACAGGUCUCCCUGGCGGUUGUAAGUGUCUUUGAAAGCGUUUGAGGCUCAGGAACGGUGCUUUUCCCCAUUUUCUCACCACAUUCCGAUUCCAAAAGUCUGCUUUGUCAUAUUAAAAAGUGAACACAGAAGCUGAAGAGUGCCUGAACUUGUCUAUGGAACACUUCAGAAUGACAGGCCUUUCCAUAUACUCUACUCCUCCCCAAAUAGAAAUGGUGGGAUAUUACUCAUUUACUCUUUCAGAGUAACCGAGGUGUGGAUUAGGAGGCAUUAGGUGUCACCGCUGGACGUCUGCUGAAGAGUGAUGCUGGAAGAAACCUCUCUUAAAUGAAGCAUGGAAUCAGUGGUCCCCUAUGAUUGGGUGAUUUCCUUCAAACACGGCCCUGUUUUAUAGGAUUAGUGGUCAUAGGUGAGUCAUGUGACUCAGAGAGAGGGUGGGACUCACACCUGACUCAGGUGAGAAAAGUUGUCUUGACUCUGGAUCUUCUAAGAAGUUCUCUUGCUGCUGGAUCUCUGGUUUGUUCUUCUGUAACACGCCUAAAGAGACUGUUCAUCACGUACACACAUCUAUUUCUGGACUGAAAGGACCUUGUUGAAGUUGGGCCAUGUUUGGCACUGGGCAUUUGGUGUCUCCUCUGUCUUCUGCGGUCUUCCACUCUUCGGCUGCGCACUUCUUCCCAGCGUUUCCCAGCAGGUUGGCCUCACCGCAGAUCUUCAUCCCCGGGCCGCUGCUCAGCUACGAGCUCCUGCGCAGUUACCUGCAGCCCGAGCCCUGCAAACAGGCUCUGCUAUUGGCCGCUCAGUCCACAGGACAACAUGCUGAGAAUAUCGAUGAACCCCGGCCAGUGAAGCAGCGGCGAGCUCGGGCCAACUACAGCAGCUGGCAGCUGGAGGAGCUGGAGAAGGCCUUCGAGAGCACACACUACCCAGACGUCUUCAUGAGAGAAGCCCUGGCUCUCAGACUGGACCUGAUCGAGGCCAGAGUGCAGGUGUGGUUUCAAAACCGGCGGGCUAAAAUGCGCAGGCAGAUGAAGCUCCAGAGUCAGGCAGGAGAGCAGUGCGGCCGGCGCGACAGUGACGACAGACCAGAAGAUUCGUUCAGCAGGAGCACAGCUCCAGAGCUCCACAGCAGCAGCAGCCCAGACUGGGACAGGAAACAGGAGAGAGGAAGCCCCACUUGGUCCAAACCCUCCUCAUCAGCUGUCCACAGUCCUGUGAGCGACAUGCUUCAGCGGCCCAGAGAUCAGGAGGGGUCAGAGAUGCCCAGUCCAGAGGACUUCCGCUGCUGUAGCAUUGCCAAACUGAGGGCUAAGGCCAGGGACUAUGAGGCAGAGAUCCACAGCACUGUGGCCAAGACCAGCAGAGAGAGGCAGAUGAAGACACCGGUAUCUGCCGCAGGCCUGGAAAGAGACUGAAACAGAUGCAGCCGUUAAACAUUACCUCUGUAUCACACAGGGCACAUUAAAAAUCCCAUUCAAUUCCUUAUUUAUUAUUAUGCACAAUUACACACGCAAUGAGGUUAAACAGUGUGACUGAGAAUCGCGAAUUUCUUCACUCUGUAUUGUUUUUGCUUCUUAGAUUGUCACAAUAUCAUGUAUUAUCUGUGAAACCAAUAGACACUUUUCAAAUUUCCAGGGUUCUCAGAAGUCGUCGUCAUAGUUGGGUAGACUUCCAAAGCAGUGAAUAUAAACUAUAUAAACUCCUGUUUACCCCAAUAGCAAAAGAAAAAUUCAGGAUGGUGUUGCUACAAGUUAACAAACAAGGAAAAAUUAUCAAGAGAUUGAUUACAGAAGAGAAACACGCAGCAGUGUUAAGUAUUUUUAUGUAAUUUAAUGUCAUUGUAUUAUAGUAAAAAGUACAGUGUUAUAAUUGUACACUAGAUUUUAAAAAAAUUAAAUACAAAAACCCUAUAUUAACAAUAUUAAUAUCUGUGGAAAUGCAUCAACAUAAUCUGUGAAAAGGGUCCAUACUAACUUUU